This is a messenger RNA of Salvelinus fontinalis (brook trout), 1934 nucleotides long. Its product is annotated as transcription factor PU.1-like. Gene Ontology annotation, cellular component: nucleus. NCBI's taxonomy places the organism in Eukaryota, Metazoa, Chordata, Actinopteri, Salmoniformes, Salmonidae. Gene Ontology annotation, molecular function: DNA-binding transcription factor activity, RNA polymerase II-specific; sequence-specific DNA binding. The record is from RefSeq and is a predicted model, not a curated record. Gene Ontology annotation, biological process: cell differentiation; regulation of transcription by RNA polymerase II. Bases 561 to 1361 code for a protein of 266 amino acids. The transcript is spliced from 4 exons.
UGUAUGAUCUCUUGUUUUUUACUAAUGUGGCUGGGAGAUUAGUACAUAUGAAAAUGAAAUGUGCUACAUUGUAUAUAUAUAUAUCAAAUGCAUUGGUGGAAAAAAAAUACCAUUUUCCUGUCCUGCUAAGCAUUCAAAAUGUAACGAGUACUUUGGGUGUCAGGGAAAAUGUAUGGAGUAAAAAGUACAUUAUUUUCUUUAGGAAUGCAGUAAAGUAAAAGUUGUCAAAAAUAUAAAUAGUAAAGUACAGAUACCCCCAAAAAAUGACUUAAGUAGUAGUUUCAAGUGAUUUGAUUUGAUUAGAUUUUAGUUUCAAGUAUUUUUACAUAAGUACUUUACACCACGGAUCAAAUGUGGGUACAUUUUCCAGAUGUACAAAAUGUUCAUUAUGAAUUUGUAAAAUAUAUGAUGAACUCUGUAUUUAUAUCUAAUGAGAUGUGUAUUACAGUAUAUCUCACUAGUAAGAUAUGUACUCGGCCUAGUAUAUGUGGAUACCUAUUCUUUGAAACACAUUAGACAAACUUUUGCUAUCUAUCUUCAUUUGUUUUGUCGUGUAUGAUAUGUUUUUAAUCUUUCUUAUUACAAAGGCACCUGAAGAAAUAAUCCCAUACGAACCUGACAUUUAUCGACCACCAGUGGAGUUAUAUUCAUUUUUCACCAAUGUUGGAGAACUUCACGAUGAGCAUGGCUGGGAGUAUCACUCUGACCGGGGCAUGCACCAGAGUGACAUGUUGGAAAUCUCCACACAAGGGAAUCACCUGACAGAGCUCCAGAGUGUCCAUUCCCAACAGCUCCUCCACCCCUAUCGCUACCCCGAUACCGACACCCUCCACCUGCCAUUAGCAGACCCAGGACUGGGACGCUUAACCCCACAGAUGCCGUACUACAACCACACAGUGUAUUACCAGCAACAGCCUCCUGUGUCCCCUAGCUACUACUGCUCAGAGGAGGAGGAACCUGUGGGCCACAGUCCUCCACUGGAGGUAUCUGAGGGUGAUGAAGAGGACUACAGAGACCAUGUCCCCUUUGGGGGAGACUCCAGUAACAAGAGGAAGAUCCGGCUGUACCAGUUCCUCCUUGACAUGCUGAAGAACGGAGACAUGAAGGACAGUAUGUGGUGGGUGGACAGAGAGAAAGGAAUCUUCCAGUUCUCCUCUAAAAACAAGGAGACUCUGGCCAACCGCUGGGGCAUGCAGAAAGGAAACAGGAAGAGGAUGACAUAUCAGAAGAUGGCCAGGGCCCUGCGGAACUACGGCAAGACUGGAGAAAUCAGAAAGGUCAAGAAGAAACUGACCUACCAGUUCAGUCCGGAGGUACUGAGGAAAGUCUUGACUACAGAGAGGAGGCACUACCCUCACUAGUAGUACCAGAGAUUGUUCAUGUAAUGCCACUGUAUACAGGCUUUGGGAGUAGGCCUAACCUCACUGCUAUGUCUUGAAAAUAGGACAAUAAUGACUCUCUACUGUAAUUGUUUCUGGGGUAUCAUUUUAAAUGUAAUGAAAUACAAUCAGGUAUCAUUAAACAUGUUGAUGUUUAGAUUUUUGUUAUUGGUGUUAGCAUAUUCCAUGUUUAUUUAUUUACUUAACAAGUCGUCAUGUUUUGUGUUACAUAAUCUCACUCUUGACUCUGUCUUUGUGUCUGUGACGGAAAAAUAAAUAAAGUAUAUUUUCCAUAUGCUCUAGUUCCCAGAAAAUCUGUCAGUGGGAACGGAAGAAAGAUCAAAACCUCAAACAAUUGCAACAUUAGUCUAUUGUGACGGAGUAAAGAAGAGGCACAUAGUUACAGCAAUCCUUCCUGUUUCUCUGUUAUGUUAUUAUCUGCCUUCAACCUCGUCAUCUAUCUGAUCACGUCAGUUGUUGAUGAACAGGAAAGCCAUCACAUGUCAGUUUUGGGGUGUAGGCCUAGUUUGGACAAGAGUUCUGAAACAAGGGAUG